Molecule: messenger RNA, 3566 nt
Organism: Jatropha curcas
Lineage: Eukaryota; Viridiplantae; Streptophyta; Magnoliopsida; Malpighiales; Euphorbiaceae
Product: Pentatricopeptide repeat (PPR-like) superfamily protein
Molecular function (GO): protein binding; mRNA binding
Source: RefSeq, a predicted model, not a curated record
GCAAUAUUUGAGUGAUAGAAGCCCAACUAGUAGCUCAUUAGGAAGCUCAAAUCCAAGCAUACGUGCAUGUCAUUGGAUUUUAUUUUGGGCUCCCCGGCUCCAACUUCCAUUGGCUACGUUUGUCCAUUACUCUCACAGCCGAGCUUCUCUCUCACCGCUCUUUCUCCAUCGCCGAAGCCAGGUGUUCACUUGCUUCUUUCUGCGUCUUUCUCUACUGUUGGCUCGGCCUCUCUUUUCUCCAUCAAUCUCAUUACAGUUUGGGAUUAAUCUUUUUUCCCAUCAGUUCCAUUACAGUGCGGGAUUAAUCUCUUUUCUUCAUCCGUUCCACUUCAUGAUUAUGUGCCUGCUCCUCCAUUGAUUGCCCUCCAUGAGGUCACCAUUCAAUACAUUGCUAUGCAUAUCGCCCUGACAUGUAUCAUUCUUUGGGCGCCCACCGCCUCAUAUACCGUUCACGCAUUGCUGGGUACGUUAAACUCGGUCUAAUCGACAAAGCAAUCCAAGUGUUCGACGAAAUGACUCAAUCAAAUUGUCGUGUUUUUAGCAUCGACUACAACAGAUUCAUUGGCAUUUUAAUCCAUCAUUCUCGUUUCGAUUUAGCUCACCACUACUACUCUAAAAUGGGUCCUCUUGGGUUCUCGCUAUCUCCCUUUACUUACUCUCGCUUCAUUUCUGCUCUAUGCCAAGUAAAGAAUUUUAAACUCAUUGAUGAAUUGCUAAAUGACAUGGAGAGACUUAGCUGUGUUCCUGAUAUUUGGGCUCUUAAUAUUUAUUUGAAUCUUUUAUUUCUUGAGGGCAGGAUAGAAUUAGCUUUAAAUGUGUUUGAGAAAAUGGUUGAGAGAGGGAGAAUGCCUGAUGUUGUAACAUACACUAUUAUUAUUGAUGGGUUGUGUAAAAUGAAUAAAUUUGAUACUGCAAUUCAUUUUUGGCAUGAUAUGAUAAAUAAGAGAUUUAGACCGGAUAAUAAGGCCUGUGGAGCACUGGUUGUUGGGUUGUGUAAUGGAGGGAAGGUAGAUUUGGCUUAUGAGCUUAUAAUUGAUGUAAUGAAGAGCUCUCAAGUUAAGUUGAGUACACUUAUUUAUAAUGCGUUGAUUAGUGGGUUUUGUAGAGCAGGUAGGAUUGAUAAGGCACAGGCUAUUGAAUCUUUUAUGAGGAAAAAUGGAUCUGAGCCGGAUUUGGUUACAUACAAUAUACUAUUGAAUUAUUGUUGUGAAGAGCAAAUGCUGGAUGAGGCAAAGAAGUUGAUUAAGAAAAUGGAGAGAACUGGGAUAGAACCUGAUGUGUACAGUUAUAAUCAGCUACUCAAGGGACUUUGUAAAGCUAAUCUCCCAGAUAAAGCUUAUUUUUUGAUGAUGAAAAAGAUGGGGCCAAAAGGGUUGUGUGACGUUGUUUCAUAUGAUACCAUUAUCAAAGCAUUUUGCAAGAGAAGUGAUACAAGAAGAGCUUACAAGAUAUUUGAGGAAAUGGGACGCAAUGGGAUUCUCCCAGAUGUGGUGACAUUCACUAUACUUGUAGAAGCUUUUCUUAGAGAAGGUAGUUCUGAUAUAGCAAAGAAGCUUCUUGAUCAGAUGACAAAAAUGGGCAUUUCUCCUGAUCGUAUAUUUUAUACAACUAUUAUUGGUCACUUAUGCAAGAGUGGGAAAAUAGGACUUGCUCAUACAAUUUUUUGUGAUAUGGUAGAACAGGGAAUUCCCCCUGAUGUAAUUUCAUGUAAUGCCCUCAUAAAUGGGUUUUGCAAAUCCUUUAGAGUAAGUGAAGCUAUGCAAUUGUACGAAGAAAUGCAAAGUAGAGGACCCUAUCCUGAUGAAGUAACAUAUAAUUUGAUCAUUAGAGGGCUUAUAGUGGAAAAGAAGCUUUCAGUUGCUAGUAGGGUGUGGGGUCAGAUGAUGGAGAAGGGCUUUACUCUUGACAGAGCUAAUUCUGAGAUAUUAAUCAGUGCCAAUUCACGAGAUGCUGCAUCUACCUGAGAAAUGGUUUGUAUGUUCCUUCCCCUGUGUCUCCCUGUUGAGGCUAACUUUCUGCAGUAGCUAAAAAAGUUGUAGUGGAAAGAUAAUACUUGAGAGACUGUAUAGUAUGUUUGUUAAUAGCAUCUUAUCAUGGAAUGCUAUUGUGCUACUAUUUGUCAGAUUUAACUGCUCCAGCAUACUUAUGGGAUUUGGAAAAAGCAAAAAUAAAGUUUAGUUGAAUGACUUAUGUUACAAGGCCGUAUUUUCUUUGACUAUUUACACAAUUGCUAAUUGUAUUAUUCAAUAUGCAAGAAUUCCCAUUAAACAUGCAAUUACCACAUUGCAGAAGUAUUUCUGAUUUAUCUAUUAGCAAGAGGUAGAGUUCACUCAAAUUAUUGUUUCAGAAGCAGCGGUAUUAUGUUUUACUUGAAUUUGGUUACCGUUGAAUGUGCCAAUGACUGAAAUUGAAAUGUUGUGCCUGCUCUUAAGCAGGUAUGUUGCGCUCUUGCGUACAAUACAUUGUUUCGACGCAUGAAAUUGCCAAUGAACAGCUGGAUGUCAAUUUGGAGUUUGCUAUAAUAUACCUUUGAGUAUUUUCUGCACUUUUUCUUAGUUUAGAAGCGAAAUGUCUGGCACAGAGUUUUCAUGCAUCUUUUAUUGAUGAUAAAAUAUUCUCCAUUUUCAGGUCAAAAGUCGAUGCGACCUUGAUUGGGAUACACUUAGUCAAGUUAUUGCCUUGUUGGUGAAUUACAAUAAAGGGGCAUAGAGGACAUGAUGGAGUUCAGUUCUUUUAGGCUUGAGAAUUCACAACAUUGUACCCCAACCCUUGGUUCUAUACCUUCCUUUACCAAGUUUUGCAAUUUUGAGUAAUAUAGGACGAUAACAAACCAAUAUGUUAUAGUAAGUUGUUAAUUUAUUGCAUGACUUCUAUCAUUUGCUGGUUGUGUGAAGUGUCAAAGCAUGGGCAUUCCAUCUUUUGGACCUUUUAGGUUGCUGUUUCAUCAUUUAUUAUGAAGUGCUGUGCUUACGAUCUCUCUCUCUCUCUCUCAACAAGAUUCAGAUAUCCAGGAUAUGCUUUUUUUUAUGUCCUUUGAAGAGAACGCAGGCAAGUGGCAAUUUCAACUUUGGAAUCUAGAUGCAGGGAUGUGACUUCUCAAUCCCAAGUGUCCAGAGUUGAGACUCAGUCUCUCUUCAUCUUCUACAACUGAAGCCAACUAAAAGGAAUGGGGCUGAGGUUUCUAAAAUUCCAUUAGUUUCUGCCUUCCCUGUUAGGAAAUGUCAAUAACUAAAUAAACCACGACGUUGACUGCAUUGCAACUGAUUUUACAAUUGGGACCACCUGACCCUGAAAUGAUAUCGAGGAAUUGAGAGUACAUUGCUUGUGAAGCUAAGCUGAACUAUUGGUGCUGUUAGGACCCAAAAGUAAAUUUGACAGAAUUGAUUGUAAUUGCUAGGUAAACUUUUUGAUUUAACUGUAAUUGUGUAACUGUUUGUUAAGUCUGUUCAGCUAAUAUGGCAAUCCGAGCUUAUGUGACUACUGGCUAACAUGCAAUGAUAGCAUGUAAAUGAGUUGUAAACAGUGAUUUUUGAUGAAUAAUAUCUGACUUUUUCUCCCCUGUUUUU